This is a messenger RNA of Diabrotica virgifera virgifera (western corn rootworm), 6464 nucleotides long. Its product is annotated as gastrula zinc finger protein XlCGF57.1-like. Gene Ontology annotation, cellular component: nucleus. Gene Ontology annotation, molecular function: DNA-binding transcription factor activity, RNA polymerase II-specific; RNA polymerase II cis-regulatory region sequence-specific DNA binding. Gene Ontology annotation, biological process: regulation of transcription by RNA polymerase II. Lineage: Eukaryota; Metazoa; Arthropoda; Insecta; Coleoptera; Chrysomelidae. The transcript has 3 exons. The record is from RefSeq and is a predicted model, not a curated record. The coding region runs from base 647 to 2650 and encodes 667 amino acids.
ACCAUUGGUAUAUAAAUGUGGCAGUUAGAUAAUGUGACAAAAUAUUUCCGCUUCAAAAUAAGCUGUCCUACAUAUUAAAGUAAUGACAAAUUUAAAUUUGAUGUCACAUCUCCAUCUACAAUGGUAUAUAAAGAAUACACUUUUUACCACACGUCGAUAUGUUAUAAGGGUAAAAUAAUUUAUUUUUGGCAUAAAACAUAUUCAGCUACAAUCCACCAAUAAAUUAAUGUCUAAUUACGCUAAAAACAAAAAUAAAAUGAGUUAAAUAUUAAAUAAGUCCAUAAGAGCUAAUGUAUUUGUAGCACCUAUUCGAACACUUGCGCCUCUAGCGGCGAUUGCUGAAAGUUGAAUUAGAGGUUGAAAAGUUAGCCCACAAACGAUGCAUUGCGUUUCCACUCCUUCUUACAGGUCUCCAUAGAGUGUACGUAAUCCGGGCCCUGUGGUAACCUUAGACAAGGAAAAAAGAGGUGGUAACACUUGCUUUGUCUUUAAAUAAUCAGCCACCUAAAUAGGUGGCUGUGAUGAAAGUCUUUCCCUUUUCUCUUACCUUAACCUUAAUCUGAAGAAGAUGAAGUCUGCUGUAGCUGUAGGUUAACCGUUGUUUGUUAGUUUAUUUUAUUUUUAUUGUUAUUUAUUUCAAUUUAAUAUGGAAUGUAAUGAGAAUAAUAAAGACUCUAGAAACCAAGAAGUAUUAACGGGUAUUAAAGAGGAAGGACUAAACAAUAUAGAAGUUAAAUUGGAACUAGAUAAAAACAGUUAUGGACAGGAAUCUGUAGAUGAGUAUUGUUCAAAUUCAGAUGAUAUUAAAAUAGAAAACCAUGAAUUCGUAGAUGUAUCUAAUGAAAUUAAAGCUGAAAUAAAAACAGAACUGGAGGACUAUAGUAUUGGUACUCCACCGGAUAUUACAAUUGAAGUUGCAAUUACUAAACCAUUCAAUGCUCCCAAAUUACAUUUGAAAACAUGUACUGGUAAAAGAUCAUAUGAAUGUGAAAUUUGUAGUAAAUUGUUUACUACAAAAGGUGCUCCACCGGAUAUUACAAUGGAAGUUGCAAUUACCAAACCAUUCAAUGCUCCUAAAUUACAUUUAAAGACAUGUACUGGUAAAAUAUCAUAUGAAUGUGAAAUUUGUAGUAAAUUGUUUACUACAAAAAGUAUUUUAAAGAUACAUAUGAGACGCCACACUGGUGAAACACCUUAUAAAUGUGAAAUUUGUAAUAAGCAGUUUACUCAAAUAAGUAAUUUAAAUACGCAUAUGACAGUUCACUCUGGAAAAAAAGCAUAUAAAUGUGAAAUUUGUAGUAAGCUGUUUACUUUCAAAAGUAGUUUAAAACAGCAUAUGAGACUUCACACUGAUGAAACACCUUAUAAAUGUGAAAUGUGUAAUAAGCAGUUUACCCAAACAGGUCAUUUAAAAGAGCAUAUGAGACUUCAUACUGAUGAAACACCUAUUUGUGAAAUUUGUAGUAAGCAGUUUACCCAAAUAGGUCAUUUAAAAGAGCAUAUGAGACUUCACACUGAUGAAACACCUAUUUGUGAAAUUUGUAGUAAGUUGUUUACUACAAAAAGUAGUUUAAAAAGGCAUAUGCGACUUCACACUGGUGAAACACCUUAUAAAUGUGAAAUUUGUAGUAAGCAGUUUACUCAAAUAGGCCAUUUAAACUCGCAUAUUAUGAGACUUCACACUGGUGAAAACCCUUAUAAAUGUGACAUUUGUAAUAAGCAGUUUACUCAACUAAAUAAUAUAAAUGAUCAGAUGGUGGUUCACACUGGUGAAAGGCCUUAUAAAUGUGAAAUUUGUAGUAAGCAGUUUACUUUAAAAGGUAAUUUAAAACAGCGUAUGAGACUUCACACUGAUGAAACACCUUAUAAAUGUGAAAUUUGUAGUAAGUUGUUUAAUACAAAAGGUAGUUUAAAGAUGCAUAUGAGACUUCACACUGGUGAAACUCCAUAUAAAUGUGAAAUUUGUAGGAAGCAGUUUACUCAAAAAGGUCAUUUAAUAGAGCAUAUGAGACUUCACACUGGUGAAACACCUUAUAAAUGUGAAAUUUGUAGUAAGUUGUUUAAUACAAAAGGCAAUUUAAAGGUACAUAUGAGACUUCACACUGGUGAAACACCAUAUAAAUGUGAAAUUUGUAGUAAGCAGUUUACUCAAAUAGGUCAUUUAAACUCGCAUAUGAGACUUCACACUGAUGAAACACCUUAUAAAUGUGAAAUUUGUAGUAAGUUGUUUACUACAAAAUGGAUUUUAAAGAUGCAUAUGAGACUUCACACUGGUGAAACACCAUAUAAAUGUGAAAUUUGUUGUAAGCAGUUUACCCAAAUAGGUCAUUUAAACUCGCAUAUGAGACUUCACACUGAUGAAACACCUUAUAAAUGUGAAAUAUGUAGUAAGUUGUUUACUACCAAUGGUAGCUUAAAGAGGCAUAUGAAAGUUCACACUGGUGAAACACCAUAUAAAUGUGAAAUCUGUAAUAAACAGUUUAACCAACUAAGUAAUUUAAAUACGCAUAUGAGAGUUCACUCAAAAACCGCAAAACCUUAUAAAUGUGAAAUUUGUGGUAAGCAGUUUAUUACAAGAAGUAAAUUAAAUAAUCAUAUGAGAAUUCAUCAUCAUCAUCCAGCUUCUUCUCUUGUCCACUGCAGGACAUAAGCCUCCUCAACACGUCUCCAGGAAGUUCGACGUUGUGCUAAUUGCAUCCAUCUACCAUCUAUUUUCGCGAAACUCAAUUUUAAUCUGGCAAUUCUUUCUAUGAUAUAUUGCACACUCUUUCUUUGUCAUAUUUCUAAAUUUCUCACUCGAUCCGCAAGUCUUAUUCCUAGAAUGGAUCUUUUUAUUUUUCUCUGCGCUUUUCUAAGCUUUAACACCCCUUGCUUUGGUUAAUGUUAGUGUUUCAGCUCCGUACGUAAUGCCUGGAAGAACACAUUAAUUGAAUGGUGGGCUACAACAAUGUUGUAAGCGACAGAAUCGAGAUUAUGCAGGAGAUGAAAAAAACACAUUGACAAGCCAUUUACGAACAUACGGAUACCAACAUUGCGGUACGAAAAACUCAGGGGAGGCAAAAUAUUAUUAGCCAGAUUGAAAGAUGCUCGCAUUGGUCCUUGGAUAUACAAUAAUAUUGCACUAAAACCUCACUUUGACCCAAUAUGUCGCUUACAACAUCGUUGUAGCCCACCAUUCAAUUGAAUACUUUCCUUUUAAGGCUUAAAGAAAUUUCACUGCUGAAUAUGUCUUUCAAUCUACCAUAUACUGCCCAGCCUUGACCAAUCCUUCUAUCUAUCUCUUGGGUCUGAUUGUCUCUAGAAAUUUUGAUGUCGUACCCGAGAUAUCGAUAUUGACUUAUUUCUUCUAUGAUAUUAUCUUGGAGUGUUAUUGAUCUUCCUAACACCAAGUUAGAUAUCAUUUUGGUUUUGUCUUAAUUUAUUUGCAAACCAACCUCUUCAGCUGCUUUCACAAGCUCUGUGAGCAUUUCGUUUGCUUCGUUGAUGUCGUCAGCGAUUAUUACAAUAUCAUCAGCGAACCGGAGUUUUUUGAGUUGCUUUCCGUCUAUGCGUAUUCCUUUGUUGGCCAGUCCAGUUUUUUAAACGCAUAUUAUAAGAAAGUCGUGAAAAGCUUCGGUGACAUUGUGUCUCCUUGUCUAACACCUCUCUCGAUUUUGAAAUGAGAAUCACACUGGUGAAACAACUUACGAAUGUGAAAUUUAGGUCAUUUAAAUACGCAAAAAAUCAUAUAAAUUACCCCAGGCUGUGAGUGAAAAAACGUGUUAUAAUUCAGGAGUUUUUGAAACCUAUUAGGAGUGUUGUAAAGGAUGAUUCAUACCAGAAAUAACUUCUACUAAAAUGUCGUUAAUUUGUUAUUGCAAAACAGCUUGCGAAAGUUCCAAAAUGAUCGUUUUUUGAAAUUGCAUUAUUUAUUGUAAAAAUAACUGUUUCUUAUUAUUUAAGGCUUUAAAAUAAAGAUCUUUCAAUUACAAACAAAAUUGUAAAGCUCGAUUGGUGAACUUGUUGCUUAAAUACUAUAAAUUGUUUAUCCCCAGAGGUCAAAUGUCGAAUGAUAUAACUUUAAGCCAAGUGCACAAUCGGGCUUUACAAUUUUUUUUAUGUUUGGAGUUGAAAUAUCUUAAUUUACAGCCUUAAAGAAUAAAACAAAGUUAUUUUUACAAUAAAUAAUGAAAUUGCAAAAAACGGCCAUUUUGGACCUUUCGCAGGCUGUUUUGCAAUAACAAAUUAUCGAAAUUAAAGUUGCCUUAGCUCAAAUUGUAGUUUUUUUUAAUAUACUACAACUACCUAUUUAAAAGUUUUUUUCUAAAAUAAAUAUCCUAAGCUGCAUUAUUAAAAAUCUUUAAAAAUGGCAAAUUUAACAAAUGAAAAACUUCAUAAAUAAAAAGCCGCACAAACUUUUUGGUUACAUUUUAGUAGAAGUUAACAACAAUUUAAUAAUAACACUCCUAGAGAAAUGUGGCGUACUCUAAAAUAUUAUAAAUUUAUACCUGACAAAAGAAUUGAGAUACCAAAUAAUUUAAAUAAUCCAGAUGAGAUAAACAAAUUUUUUAUUGAAUCAAUUCCACAAUCUGAACCAUCAGAAGAUGUUAAUUUUUUUUAUAAAACUAAUAAAAUUAUAGAUUCUACUUUUAACUUUCAUGAAAUUAAUGACCUGUUUGUUUACAAAGCAAUUUGUGACAUAAAAACUAAUUCUGUGGGAUGUGAUGGUUUAAAUGUUAAUUUGAUUAAACCAUGUUGUCCACAUAUAAUUUCCUAUAUUACUCAUAUUGUUAAUUUUUGCAUAACUAACUGUGUCGUUCCAACUUCCUGGAAAAAAGCAAUUAUUAAGGUUUUGCCUAAAAAGCAAAAUUCUGUUGAAUUUAAAGAUUUGCGACCAAUAAGUAUUUUGCCUACCCUGUCGAAAGUUUUAGAAAGAGCUUUGGAAACACAAAUUAAAGAUUAUUUACAUGUUAAUUCAUUACUUCCUUCUAUCCAGUCAGGCUUCCGUAAAGGAUAUAGUUGUACUACUGCUUUACUUCAUAUUACUGAUGAUAUUUUAAAAGGAGUAGAUCAAGGUGAGUACACAGUGUUAGUGUUAUUAGAUUUCAGUCAUGCAUUCGAUACCAUACAUUACGAUCUUAUGAUUAGCAUGCUAAAAUAUAUAGGAUUUUCUAAUAAUGCCAGUACUUUACUUGAACAGUAUCUCAAAUUCAGAGAGCAGCAAGUUUAUAUCAAUGGUGUAAAUUCAAACUUUCUAUUACUUAAAUCAGGUGUUCUACAAGGUUCCAUCCUUGGACCUUUAUUGUUUUCUAUAUAUACUUCUAAACUUUUAACCAAAAUUCGGAAUUGCAACGUGCACUUAUAUGCUGAUGAUACCCAAUUGUAUUUAAAUUUUAAGCCAGAUGAUGUGGAAAAUGCCUGCAAAAUUAUUAAUGACAAUCUAAAAGCAUUUAUUGAUUAUGCAACUGAGCACUGCCUGAUUAUUAAUCCAACGAAAUCAAAAGUAAUGCUAAGUAUUUGGUAAUAAGCAUCAUCAGCAAUAUUUGAUAAAUUCAAUUAACAUUUAUAUAAACAAUGAAAAACUUGAAGUUGUAAAUGCUGCAAAAAACUUAGGUGUUACUCUUGACUCCGAAUUAAGGUUUCAGAAACAUGUAAAUAUACUGAUACAACGCGCUUACUGCAAUAUUAAAAUGAUUUAUGGAAAUCGCCAUUUAUUUUCAAUUUAUAUGAAAAAACAGCUUUGUGAAACACUUGUAUUAUCAUUAUUUAAUUACGCGGAUGUAUUGUAUGGACCAAAUUUAACUCUAGUAUAUAAAAAUAAGAUCCAAAAAGUUCAAAAUUCGUGUCUUCGUUUAAUUUUUGGUAUAAGAAGGCGACAAAGAGUAUCGCAUAAAUUAAAAGAAAUUAAAUGGCUAAAUAUGGAGAAUAGAAGAAAACAUCAUUUUGUCACUCUUUGUCAUAAAGUAAUUGUAAAUAAAAAACCAUCUUACCUACAUCGAAAAAUAAAAUAUCACUCUGAUGUUCACAAUAUAAAUAUAAGAAAUAGGGGAUUGUUGACUAUUCCUCCUUUUUCAAGUGAGCUUUAUCGACGCUCUUAUAGUUAUCAAAUCAGAAGUUUAUAUAAUAAGAUUCCAUCUACAUUAAAAACAUGUAACAUACCAAAAUUUAAAUUCUUGCUUAAACGCCGUCUCCUAAACAUUCAAAAUUAAGGUGCCGUGAUUUUUUUUUCUCUUUUCUCAUAGCAAUAAAAAAGUAAGUGGGUCCGUCUUCCUUGUGAGGUGCAUUUUUUACUAUCUUACUGUUCAAUAUUGUAUUCUUUAUUACUGUUUUGUUAGAGCCAUAAGACUACUAUUACACUGGGGUUAAGUGGAAGAAUAUUUUUGUUGUGUCUUAGAACAGCAAAAAUAAACUUCGCCCUCUACUUUAGAGAAUGUACAGUUUGUUAUACUUAUUAUUUUUUGGAAAUAAAAGUCGGUUUAUUAUUA